AAGGUAAAACGGAGCUGCGCCGAUCUACUCUCAGUCUCACCUCUCUCUGUCGAAUCACGACAUUGGAGAACCUGACGGAAACCGUCAGGACCGUCUAAGGACCGUUAUGGAGCCGACGGUCUUCAGAGGGACGGAAUAUUCCUUUGUCCCCACGACCAUCGCCCUCGCCCUCUGGCUCGGCGCCAUCCACUUCACGGCGGCUUUAACGCUAACGGCGCUCAUCCUUCUCCCUUCGCCUCUUGCAUUCGCAAUCUUCGGACUGCUCGUGUUUUUUAUGGCGAUUCCUCUCAAUGAUAAAAAUAAAUGGGGGCAGAAAUUGGCAAGGUAUAUUUGCAAAUACGCGUGUGGGUAUUUCCCGAUUACCCUUCAUGUGGAGGAUAUAAAGGCGUUUGAUCCAAAUCAAGCUUAUGUCUUUGGUUUUGAACCACAUUCGGUUUUACCAAUCGGUGUUGUAGCUCUUGCUAACUUUACAGGAUUCAUGCCUCUACCCAAGAUCAAGGUCCUUGCGAGUACUGCUGUCUUUUAUACACCUUUCCUAAGACAAAUAUGGACAUGGCUGGGGCUUGUUCCUGCGACAAAGAAAAAUUUUGUUUCAUACUUGGCAGCUGGUUAUAGCUGCAUUGUAGUGCCAGGUGGUGUCCGGGAGAUUGUUUAUAUGGAUCAUGAUUCCGAGGUUGCCUUCCUCAAAGCAAGAAAAGGAUUUGUGCGCAUAGCCAUAGAGAUGGGCAGACCUCUGGUUCCAGUUUUCUGCUUUGGUCAGAGUAAUAUCUACAAGUGGUGGAAGCCUAAUGGAAAGUUGUAUGCACAUAUUUCCAGAGCAAUCAAAUUCACCCCAAUCCUUUUCUGGGGCAUUUUUGGGUCACCUAUACCUUAUCGGCAUCCAAUGCAUGUCGUCGUGGGCCGACCCAUUGAGUUCAAGAAAAAUACACAGCCCAGUGUGGAAGAGGUAUGAAGAUUUGACAUCGCUUGUUUGUCUUGGGUUGAUUAGGUUGAUGCAAUCCAUGGUCAGUUUGUGGCAGCAUUUGAAGAGCUUUUUGAGAAGCACAAAGCUAGUGCCGGCCAUCCUCAACUCCAGCUGAGACUUCUUUGAAAUGGAGAAACUUGGAUUUCAAGAGUUCUGAGCUUGAUUUAAUCAGUUGCAAGUUAAAACCACCAGAGCCUCCAUCUUGAAAUUUGGGAUUGCUUUAGUCAAUCUAUCUUAUCAUACAACUGUAUCAGCUAUACCAACCAAAAAAAGAAGAAAGAGAAAAAAAAAAAAAAAAAGAAAAGAAAAGAAAAGAAAGGCUCUGUGUUGUAAUUAUUGUAUUUUAUUAGUCUGCCUUUUUUAUGUAAUGUGCACAGUAACUGAAAAACAAUCGGUGCUUCUGAAAGGAAGAGAAUCCAGCUCAUCAAUCCAAGUGGGACCCAUCUUGAUCGAGUCAUGCACCCACA
Messenger RNA from Magnolia sinica, 1431 nucleotides. Its product is annotated as diacylglycerol O-acyltransferase 2D-like. Bases 107 to 952 code for a protein of 281 amino acids. Gene Ontology annotation, biological process: triglyceride biosynthetic process. NCBI's taxonomy places the organism in Eukaryota, Viridiplantae, Streptophyta, Magnoliopsida, Magnoliales, Magnoliaceae. Gene Ontology annotation, molecular function: diacylglycerol O-acyltransferase activity. Gene Ontology annotation, cellular component: endoplasmic reticulum membrane. The transcript has 9 exons. The record is from RefSeq and is a predicted model, not a curated record.